Molecule: messenger RNA, 1147 nt
Organism: Drosophila serrata
Lineage: Eukaryota; Metazoa; Arthropoda; Insecta; Diptera; Drosophilidae
Gene: kri
Product: uracil phosphoribosyltransferase krishah
Source: RefSeq, a predicted model, not a curated record
UGUUACGAAAUUACUCUUAGCUUUGCAUAUUAAUUAAAUAUUUGAUAUUAAAUACUUGAAAUUAACUCUUAAGUUGGUAUCGAUAUUUGUUAACGAUACUUUAAUUAUUUUAGAGUUGGGCAUUCUUAAAUAAUUCACGGUCACACUGUUCGCCAAGGCACGCGCUAGAACAACAAAGACCCCCGCAGAACUUAAUUUGUACAGGAGCAAUUGUAAUUAAAGAACGAAUCAUGUGCACCGGCUCGCCCAGCAGCAAUGGCUCCCAGUCGGAGGAGGGCAGUACCACGGAGCAGGCACCCCAGGAGCAGCAGGCGGAGACGGAACGCGAGCGGCCAGCGGAGCAACAGCUGAGAACGCCCACGCACGCAGUCGUGGCCGCUGCCACGGCGGAGGACAUCCUGGCCGAGUAUGGUAGCAACCUGAAGCUGCUCGAGUGCAACUCGCAGGUGGCCGAGCUGCUGACCAUUCUUCGUGACAAGAACACCACACGCAGCGACUUCAAAUUCUACGCCGACCGACUGAUUCGCCUGGUGAUCGAGGAGUCGCUCAACCAGCUGCCCUACACCCACUGCGACGUGGAGACGCCCACGGGCGCCAUAUACGAGGGCCUGAAGUACCGUUCCGGCAACUGUGGCGUGUCCAUCAUCCGGUCUGGCGAAGCCAUGGAGCAGGGUCUGCGCGACUGCUGCCGUUCGAUUCGUAUUGGCAAGAUCCUGGUCGAGUCGGAUGCCAACACGCAUGAGGCACGCGUGGUGUAUGCCCGCUUCCCAGACGACAUUGGCAGCCGGCAAGUGUUGCUCAUGUACCCGAUUAUGUCCACGGGCAAUACGGUUCUGCAGGCAGUGAAUGUCCUGCGUGAGCACGGCGUUCCCGAGAGCUGCAUCAUCCUUUCGAAUCUGUUCUGUACGCCGAUGGCCGCCCGCACAGUGGUGAAUGCGUUCCCCAAGCUGAAGAUUCUCACCUCGGAACUGCACCCGGUAGCGCCCAAUCACUUUGGACAGAAAUACUUCGGUACAGACUAGAGCUAGGCGCAGAUGCAGACUUGACGACUAAGCGCGCUUAGCUGCUUAGGAUAGGUAGAAUGGCAUUUGAAAUACACAAAGCGAUACGAAGCAAACGCGGCACAGGCGCAGUCGGGCGAGCUACC